Pantherophis guttatus is the source of this 1952-nucleotide messenger RNA. RefSeq names its product winged helix repair factor 1 (gene WHR1). Gene Ontology annotation, biological process: positive regulation of Ras protein signal transduction. NCBI's taxonomy places the organism in Eukaryota, Metazoa, Chordata, Lepidosauria, Squamata, Colubridae. The record is from RefSeq and is a predicted model, not a curated record.
AUUUUUCUCCCGCCUACUCCAAAGACGAAGGGCGACUCCAAAAAGGCUCUUCAAGCAACGUGACGUCAUCUGUUGCCGACGACCAGCAAGCGAGACGACGCGAGUGAGGACUGAAAGGGCCCUAUGAAGCGGAAGCACCAGCUCCUUUCUGAUACUUUCAAGGCCAAGAAGCGACGGCUGGCUCCGAGUGACGGAUCCGAGCCUUCAGGACAGGAGGGCCCUGCGGCAGUCGAAGCUGCUCUUCAGAAUCUGGUAUCUCUCUUCCCUCGCAAAGUAUUUGAAGAUUGCCUGCCGCCGUUGAUUCUGAGGCAUCAGAUCUACAGUCUUGUCAAAGAUCGUACGGUUGUGGACAGACAUCUGAGCCAGCUGAAAAAUGAGGGCCGGAUCCGAAUGUUUCAGCAUAGCAUUGAAGCGGAUUUUUUUGUGGUGGCAUUCACAGACAGCUACGUAUCUAAGGUGCAGGAAUUUAUAUCGGGAAAGGAGUUUGCCAGGACAGUGAAGAAGUUUUUAGAUUCAGUCCUUACCGUUUGCCCUGACAUCAGUUUCGACAAGAAAAGGAUGUUGAAAGAUUUCGGCUUUAGGGACACAGAAAUCACGCAGCUGGUGAAUGCUGGCGUCUUGACUGUCCGUGAUGCCGGGAGCUGGUGGCUUGCCGUGCCUGGAGCAGGCCGCUUCAUCAAAUGCUUCAUCAAAGGAAGGAAAGCCGUUUUGGGGAUGAUCCAGAAAUCCAAAUACAAGGAAGUCCUACUGUCUGAUUUGCAGAGCCGUCAAGCGCCCAAUGCGGUGAAACUGGGCCUUCCCUACCAUAUUCACGACAUCAUUGGAGCCCAGCUGGUUGACUGCGUGCCAACGACCUCUGGGACCCUCCUGCGACUAAGAGACGAUUAAAACUGUGCCAUGCAGAGAACUGUGCCCAAAAUAGACUAUUUUGCCUUGAGAUCUUUUUUUCACGUUGGGAUUCGGGGUCUUCUGCUUGAGCCCCCGGCAUUAGUGGGACCAGAAGAAACUUUUCCUCAGCAAAAUAACCUUAACUGAUCUAGAAAUUGCACUUAAUAUAGGGGCUCCUUGUAGGGAACCAUCUUAGAAGGAUCGAGACAGGGGUGAAAUGUAAAAUUUGUUACUACCGGUUCUGUGGGUGUGGCUUGGUGGGGGGGUUAAUAUGACUGGGUGGGCGUGGCCAACUUUUUUUAAAAAAACUUUUCAAAGCAUUUUUUCUAAUGCUUUGAAAAGACUCUGCCGAUCAGGCAACUCAGCUGGGAUCGUCAGAGAGGCUUUUUUAAAAAUGGCUCUCUGCCGAUCAGGCAACUCAACUGGGAUCGUCAGAGACUUUUCAAAGCAUUUUUUUUACCACCUCUUCAGCCAAGAGGUUGCAGGAAAAAAUGCUUUGAAAAGCCUCUGACGAUCCCAGCUGGGCCACAUGAUCAUCAGAGGCUUUUUUUUUUUUUUACUUUUAAAAGCAUUUUUUCGUCGGAAGAGGUUGUAGAAAAAAUGCUUUUAAAAGUAAAAAAAAAAAAAAAAAGCCUCUGAUGAUCGUGCGGCACAGCUGGGCAUGGUGAGGGGGUGGGGCGCAAGGAUUUUUGCUACCGAUUCUCUGAACCACCCGCCGCCAUCGCUACCGGAUCGGAUGAUCCGGUCCGAACCGGGAGCAUUUCACCCCUGGAUCGGGACUACCCACAUUAAUGGUUACAUGCAUGGGCCUGAAUUGAGAGUAAAAUAAAAUUAUGCAGUCUUUGUUCAUGAAUUGCAGAGGCUGAAGUAAACUGAAAAUGCUGAUUGCAAGAUAUGCCCCCCUAGCCGAUUCAUUCCUUGAGUAUGGUGUUAGGUAUUUAUUCUGUAUACCUUGAGUAUGGGUAUACCUUGGGUAUGAAUUUUGUCACUUGUUGUAAAAAGAAAGAAGUUUGGAAAGCGUCUUUAAAUGGAAUUAAAGCCUCAAAGGAUGUGCUUGUCUUUUA